Iphiclides podalirius (scarce swallowtail) is the source of this 1209-nucleotide messenger RNA. The record is from the annotation of a GenBank genome assembly. NCBI's taxonomy places the organism in Eukaryota, Metazoa, Arthropoda, Insecta, Lepidoptera, Papilionidae.
AUGCCACCGAAGAAGGCAGCUGCUACCGGCAGCAAAAAAACGGAACAGAAGAAGAAAGAGAAAGUUAUCGAGGAUAAGACCUUUGGGCUAAAGAACAAAAAGGGAGCCAAGCAGCAAAAGUUUAUCCAGCAAGUAGAAAAACAAGUGAAAAGUGGAGGAAUUCAUCCAGCUAAGCCAAUGGAUGACAAGAAAAAAGAAAAAGAGCAGAAGAUGAAAGAGCAAAAAGAGUUGGCAAUGUUGUUUAAACCGGUCCAAACUCAAAAAGUUGAAAAAGGUACCGAUCCAAAGUCAGUUGUAUGUUCAUUCUUCAAGCUAGGUCAAUGUUUUAAGGGAGACAAGUGCAAGUUUUCACAUGACUUGACUAUAGAGAGAAAGGCUGAAAAGCGUUCCCUUUACGUAGAUAUGCGUGAUGAUGAUGACAAUAUGGAUAAUUGGGAUGAAGACAAGCUUAAAGAGGUGGUUGAAAAGAAACAUGGUGAAGGCAACAAGCAGCGGCCUUCAACUGAUAUUAUAUGCAAACAUUUCUUAGAAGCUGUGGAAAAGUCCAAAUAUGGUUGGUUUUGGGAAUGUCCAUCUGGUACAAAAUGCAUAUACAGACAUGCGCUCCCACCAGGCUUCGUUCUUAAACGCGAUAAAAAGAAGAUGGAGGAGAAGAAGAAUGAAAUAUCACUAGUUGACCUGAUUGAAAGAGAGAGGGCAGCUCUUGGUCCAAAUCAGACUAAAAUAACCUUGGAAACCUUCCUCGCCUGGAAGAAAAAGAAAAUUAAGGACAAGCAGGAUGCUAUGACGAAAGCAGAGGAACAGCGCCGUUGUGAUUUUAAGGCCGGUCGAGCUGUUGGUUUAUCUGGCAGAGAGAUGUUCUCCUUUGACCCUGCGCUGGCCGCAGACGCAGAUGAGGAUGGCGAUGAAGCAGUUGAUUUAGGUACAUAUGAUGAGGAAGAGAAGGAUACCACUGAAUAUCGCGAGGUCCAAUUUGAUCUCAUUGGAAUGGAAGCUUCAGAGGUGGAUGAUUCUGGAACAAAAGCUACAGAAGAUAGACUUCACCAGCUUAGUAAAGGAUUGGAGAAUGGAGAAGAUGAUAUUAACUCUAAGGGUGAUUCUAUUAAAGAAGAAUCUGCAGAAGAUUCUACAAUAGCAGUGCCAAUUAACGAAAACCUUUUCCUAGAUGAAGAUUUAGAUGAAGAGUUGCAAAAUUUAGAUCUUGAAGAC